CCACUCCUCCAAGCCCUCUCGCCUUUUCCAAUCCACGCUAAAUGGCAAACACAAAUCGAUUCUUCUUGUUCUUCUUUAGAAUCCUUUGCUUUCACAAAACCACGUCAAAAUCUCUUUGGCAGCAUCAGCAACGACGACGAUUGCGUCGAAGUGACCGAGCAUUUCUUCUUGGAGGAUGAGGAAGAGGACAACGAGGCAUCAGUGUGGAAUUGUGGCCUUCGAUUCGUGGUUGGAGAUGAGGAGGUGAUGUUGGAGGAGUGAGAGAGCGGUGGGGAUUUGGCGGAGGUUUAUGAUGUAAAAUCGAGCGAGGAGGAAUUGGUGGAGGAGGAAUUGGCGGUGGAAGAUGAUGAUUUGGUGGGUAAAGCAUUGCAGUAAUGCGCUAAAAUAUCGGCGGAGUUGUAGAGGGAUCUGUACGGCACUGGAUUGACCUCGCGCGAACUGUAUACCUAGGUGGAAACUUCUUCAGUCAGGAUUUUUACUCAGGACGACAUUGAUGCAGUCUGUGCAGCAGUUGCAGAUUCAGAUUUCCAGCCUGUACUUAAGCCAUACCAGCUGGGUGGUGUCACCUUUCUUCUUCUGCUAUACAGGAAGGGCAUUGGAGCCAUAUUAGUAGGUGAGAUGGGUCUCGGGAAGACCAUUCAGUGGAGCCGUGUUGCAAUGGAUGAGGCGCAUGCUUUGAAGGACAAGAACAGCUAUAGGUGGAAAAACCCAGUGUCAGUCGCAGGGAAUGCAUUAGCUGAACUUCUUCCUGGCCUGUGGAAGUGCGGGCAUCGAGUUCUGAUUUUUAGCCAGUGAACUUUGAUGCUAGACAUCCUAGAGUAGACUUUGGAUAUAAUUGGGGUUACAUAUAGAAGACUUGAUGGAAGUACUCAGGUGAUGGACAAACAAAACAUAGUUGACGCUUUCAAUAAUGACACUUCGAAAGCAUGCCUGCUGUCCACCAGAGCUGGAGGUCAGGGAUUGAACUUGACGGGAGCUGAUAAUGUAAUUACCCCAUAUUUGGAUUUCAACCCGCAAAUUGAUCGACAGGUAGAAGAUCAUUGUCAUCGCAUUGGCCAUACUAAACCUGUCACCAUAAACAGAAUGGUGACCAAGGGCACGGUUGAUGAGACUGUUAACGAGAUGGCAAAAUGGAAGCUAGUUUUGGACGCGGCAGUGCUCAACUCUGGUGUGGGGGUAGAUAACGAGGGAGAUGCUUCUUCGCGAAUAACGGGGGAGAUCUUAUCAUCACUUAUGAUGGUAUAGAAAUUCUAAUCGAACCCAGAGAGCCUGGCGCCAUAACAUUUUCCAGCGUGCUCCCUCUUCUGGCGAUGUAUUCAAUCAGUAAAAGGCUCCAGUCCCCAGUCUCCAGCGACCAGGAAUUUUUUGCCCUUCAAUUUUUUUUUUUUAUUUCUCCACAUUUCUAUGAUAUCCAUUGUUGUAUUAGUUAUGCUCGACCUGGGGGGGAAUGAGUUUAUAAUUUAUAUUUUUAAUGGGUGUAAAUAGGCCUUUAAUUCGUACAUCCAAUCAGGUAUCAGUAAGACAUGAUUUGAUCCAAGUUGCUUAUGAAUCACCACGAGCAUCAGUGCCAUACUGAAUUACUGAUU
Messenger RNA from Populus euphratica (Euphrates poplar), 1586 nucleotides. RefSeq names its product protein CHROMATIN REMODELING 19. Lineage: Eukaryota; Viridiplantae; Streptophyta; Magnoliopsida; Malpighiales; Salicaceae. The record is from RefSeq and is a predicted model, not a curated record.